GACAGCUGCAACCAUUGAGUAUAUUGCCUCCCGAAUUCGCGAAGCUGCUAUAAAUCUGCUAAUGAUUCUGCCUCGCUGAUCGACAGGGUAGUUGCUAAUGAUCGCACACAGUGGAUUCAACGCUGUGGCCGCGCUACUACAUGUACCUGAAGUCGUUGCUUCCACCGCGUCACUUUGGUCGUUAGCUGUUGAUAGCUUUUACAGUCGUCUCCUCAGCGAUGUGAGAGUCGACGAUGUGAGGCCUGGGUCAAACUUUAAGCCUUGGACGACGAAAAAACUGUCGACGGAUCGAGCUGCUUCAACGUCAUCGCCGAUGCAGCACAACCUAUUUCUAAACGGCAAUCAGUCAUUUCUAACCAGGACGAUGGACAGCGCCACGCACCCAUUCGAAUGCGAGAUUAACCUGAGCUUUCCUGAGGAGGUAGAUGCGCAGUAUGUGCUGCAGACGCUUGAGGUCGACGAGGAGCUCCAGCCGGAGAAGAUCCACCGCACACUGACUGUUAAGGGCGCCGAACUCCACGUGCACUUCGAGGCUACGGAGAUUCGACUGCUGCGUGCCGCUGUGUCUUCCUUCUACGAUAUGAGUGUGUUGACCGCUAGGGCACUGCUGGAAUUCAAGGAGUGA
Messenger RNA from Phytophthora nicotianae INRA-310, 625 nucleotides. RefSeq lists its product as hypothetical. The coding region runs from base 98 to 625 and encodes 175 amino acids. The record is from RefSeq and is a predicted model, not a curated record. Gene Ontology annotation, cellular component: EKC/KEOPS complex. Lineage: Eukaryota; Oomycota; Peronosporomycetes; Peronosporales; Peronosporaceae. The transcript has 4 exons.